UCUCACUUGCUGCAGUAUGUCCCAGCAUCACUGUCACCUAUUUCUCUUUCUCUCUUUCUCCUCCCAUCUCCUGCCUUUCUCCUCUCGCCCCGCCCCUCUCUCUCUCUCUCCACGCCCCCACUGCAGGGUAUUGAUUUCAGCAGGUUCUGCCCUGUGCAGCAGUCCCUCAGUCAGACUGCAGCGGUGCUGUUCUGUGCAGUGGCUCUGGGACCUCCUCGCACGCCGUGCCCCUCCGAUCGCUGCACUGCAGCCGCGCUCGCAGCGAGCCCGAGAGAGAGGGGGGGAGGAACGCAACUGAGCACGCCCAGGGAAGACAUGGGGACUCGGCCGAGGACGCUGGCUCGCUCCCACGCGCAGUAAACCCUUCCUUUCACGCCCCGGUUUGAGUUCGGGUCCGGUGGCGGCGUUCAUAGCGGCCAGGCUCCGCAGGACUGCCCAGUGCCUCAGGUAUGCCAUCAUGCCCAGGCUGGACGUAGAUCUCAAGCUGGACUUUAAAGACGUCCUGGUCCGGCCCAAGAGGAGCAGCCUGCAGAGCAGAGCAGAGUGGGCUCAGCAGUUUGGAGAUUCUGCUGACGGUACCCUGCACAUAGAAAGAAAAAUAGAAUGGAUCCUAUCCAAGUGUAUUGCAGUGAAAUAUCUAGACGAACUGGAUGUGCGCUAUGUGGACCUGCAAAGAACCUUCACAUUCCGCAACUCCAGGCAGACCUACCAUGGAAUUCCCAUUAUUGCCGCCAACAUGGACACCACUGGCACCUUCCAGAUUGCACAGGCCCUGAGCAAACACACACUCUUCACAGCCAUUCAGAAACAUUACUCCGUGGAGGAUUGGAAGGCUUUUGCCGCCCAGAGUCCUGACUGUCUGGAGUAUGUGGCAGCCAGCUCAGGGACCAGUAAGGCUGACCUGGAGAGGCUGUGCAGUAUCCUGGAGAGUGUGCCUGGAGUCAAGUACAUCUGCCUGGAUGUGGCUAACGGCUACUCAGAGCAUUUUGUGGAGUUUGUCAAGACCGUCAGAGACAGAUUUCCUGACCACACCAUUAUAGCUGGCAAUGUGGUGACAGGGGAGAUGGUGGAGGAACUGAUCCUUUCUGGAGCUGACAUCGUAAAAGUGGGCAUUGGACCAGGUUCUGUGUGCACAACACGCAUCAAGACAGGGGUGGGGUACCCCCAGCUCAGCGCUGUUAUGGAGUGUGCUGACUCCGCCCAUGGACUGAAAGGCCACAUUAUCUCAGAUGGAGGAUGCAGCUGCCCAGGUGAUGUGGCCAAAGCCUUCGCGGCGGGGACAGAUUUCGUGAUGCUGGGAGGCAUGCUAGCGGGGCAUGACCAGUGUGCCGGUGACAUCAUUGAGAAGAACGGGGUGAAGAUGAAGCUGUUUUACGGGAUGAGCUCUGACACAGCAAUGAAGAAGUACAUGGGAGGAGUCGCAGGAUACAGGGCUUCUGAGGGUAGGACAGUGGAGGUCCCCUAUAAGGGCGAUGUGGAAGAUACCAUUCUGGACAUACUGGGGGGACUACGCUCCACAUGCACUUAUGUGGGGGCCACUGAACUGAAGGAGUUGAGUCGCCGGACCACAUUCAUCCGGGUUUCACAGCAAUUCAGUAGUAUGUUCACCUGAAAUGCAAUGCAGAGACACCUUUGCGCAAAUGAACAUGACAAGCAUGUAUGCACAUACAUACACACACAUGCAGACACACGCACACACACAUACAUGCACAUACAUGCACACACACACACACACACACAAACACACACACACACCCAUUUCAGUAAGUCAGGUUUCACACCUCUUCUUUUUAUAGUUAAUGUGAGAGACAUAAAGUAUGUUCUCCUCACAGCUUUGGCCUGUGUACUUUGGUGAAACACUACUUUUUACUCAAAGACGGUUGCUCAGUGUUGCUUCUGGGCCAUAGGCUGGUAUCAAAAGCAACACACUUCUUUCUCUCAGGACCCUUGGUGCCAGUGACUUGACUAAUUUGAUUCAAUGCGACCACUGUGUGAAGAAGCAUGGUUCAGAUCUCCAAACAGGGCAAGGUUACAGACAACUCUUCAACAUUAUCACAGAUUUAAUUGUAGAUUCAGUUUAAAGACAGGGACAUAUCUGUGCUUUACAUAUUAUAUCCUCCAACUAUCCUUUCUUUUUAACUGAUGAGGGUUUAGGAAUAGAGGAAAGUUAUGAGAAUGGUACAAUGGAUAGCAGUGUGGUGGAGUGGUAACAGGAAUGGAGCUUUACGUGGGUUCAAAUCAUUUAACAGCCCUUUAUUUUGCUGCUUUGAGCAAGGUACAUAAUGUGAAUGGCUACAGAAAUUAGUCAGCUGCAUAGCUAAAUGGAUCAUAUGUUGAAAUGUAAGCUCCUGGGACUGUGAAGUAGAUAAUUACUGUAAUGUAUGCUGGCUUUCAUUUCUGAACUUCUCUUCUUCGAAUGGAUGAAUGUUUUUAUUAGCUUUGGUCUCUAAUUUUGCAUGUAUGUGUAAAAUGCGUUGCUCUGUGCGUGCUCUUCUCUGCUGAUGCAGACGACCCAUUCAUUGGGUGGGUUGGUUCCCUGUAAUGAAAAGCUUGUGGGCUGGGUCAUUCUGGAAGGCUCGGGAGAUAAUAAACAUGUGAACAAAGGGACGAAGCAACUUGUC
Messenger RNA from Anguilla anguilla (European eel), 2621 nucleotides. Its product is annotated as GMP reductase 1-like. Bases 458 to 1612 code for a protein of 384 amino acids. Gene Ontology annotation, biological process: nucleotide metabolic process. Gene Ontology annotation, molecular function: GMP reductase activity. The record is from RefSeq and is a predicted model, not a curated record. NCBI's taxonomy places the organism in Eukaryota, Metazoa, Chordata, Actinopteri, Anguilliformes, Anguillidae. Gene Ontology annotation, cellular component: GMP reductase complex. The transcript is spliced from 10 exons.